AUAAGGUUGCGUAAUGUGUAGGCUGCGGGUUCCACGGUGAGCAAUCGCGUUCUCUAUGCUCCUAUGAGAGGGGGAGGUUGACACUGGACAGUUGGACAUAUGGAGAGAGAUGCAGUGGUCGGGAGGAGGGGGGCGUCUCUCUCUGGCUUAGUCCAGUCCUCAUUAGCUCACGCUGGAGCCGGCUGGGCGCAGUAGCACAGAGCAGCGUGCACUCUCCUCUUCCUCCAGUAAUCACCGGUGGACUAUGGACACUUUCCCCGCAGCUCGCACGUCCUAACCGGCGUCGUGCCGCAGAUCGAGGAGCCGCAUGAGCAAGCAGAAGCCCAGAAUGAGGAUGGUGUAACCGCAAGAGGCACUUCUCACUACUCAGGCCAUGGCUUCCAUGCCACUCCUUUUUGUAAGCUUCCUUAUCUCCUCCCUCCAUCCAUGUGAUGCCCAGGUCAUCAUUGGCACAUCGCCCUCCUUCUCUCCUCUGGAUCUUCCUAAAGAAUCUCUACCUACAAAGCAGACAGAUAGAUCCUGGUCGUCUUUCCCUCCCACGGUGCACAGUCCUGUGCCAGCUAAGGUUACAGCGUGGAAUUGGCUGACAAUAACAAAUGCAGCACAGCAAGGGUCAAGGAUACACUCUGCUCCCUCUACUAUGUCGACUCUUUCUUCUCAGACGCUUAGCCGUGGGACAAACAUCAGUCGACCAAGCGUUACCGGGCCCAGGAUGGGAUCAACUAGCCCGUCACUUAGUGGGACUUUGCAUAAGGAAAAAGCCUUGACGACAUCUGUGCUCCCUUUACCCUCUGGCGACAAACCGGUGACAGCUAGCAGUCUACUUAAAGAGGCAAGGGAUUUGCAGGGACUUGGAUCAGGUAGUACAAUGCUGAUGCUCGAAAAAGAAGAACUCCUCACUCCUAUGCCAAUGACUACUGAUAAAAUGGCACAGUAUCAACCUCAAGCACAGACUAAAAUAGCUGUUGUGCACAAUUCAUCAGUGGACACUCAGACUGCCAUGCCUCAAGUGUUGGCACUGACGACACAAACUGUAUCACGAGCCAUGCCGUCUCCCAUAGUAACACAAGCCACACCUCCUGCUGAUGUAUUAACAGGUGAAUUGACACCUCCCACUGACAGAAAACAUGAGUCAGGGGUUGCAGUGACUUUAAGCAGACCUUCCACCACAGCCACAGUCGGCUCCAUUGGAAAACAACCACAGACUCCUAGACCGCCAGUUACCAAUCGAAGCAAGCAGAUUUCUCUUUCAAAGAUCGUGACAGAGAAAGUAGCUGCAACAACUGCAGCUAGUCUGCUUAUAACUACUGGAUUGGAUGAGAAAACACCAACCAAAGCAAAAAACAAACCAUACAAAACUGCACAUCCGGAAAGAAACACAACAAGGACAACUGUGCAACCAACACCAACAGUGAGUUCAUCUUUCCUGAACACCAGUGUUACACCAGUCGCCUAUACAAGCUUUAUUGAUCAGAAGAACCAUUCCAUUUUGUCAGCGGAUCCUCACCAAGCUUCUAAGCCGUCCCCUUCUCCCAGCUCUGAGCCCGCCCCAAAUGGAAGCCUUACCCACUGGGGUGACCUGAACAGGAGUCUGACUUUUGCAUGGGAGCUGCAUGUCUACGGGUCAGCAAGCCUUUUCCUGCUCUUGUUUGCCGGAUCUGCUCUCGGGCUCAUGUUGUCCCCGAGUUCAAACUGUCCUCAUCGGGGGGCUCUUGCUCUCGCCAAUGCCCUGUUGUUUCUAGUUGGAGGACUUAGAGCAUCUCUUUUUCUGAUUGAUCCCUAUGGGACACAGAAGAUCCUUCCUCAUUCGGCAGUUGCAGCCAUUUACAACUUGCCACUACACUUGCUGGUGUGGACGCAGGCUGCCUUGGCCCUGCUGGCCUUGAGGGUGGCUGGAGUGACAGUUUUACCUUCAACGUUGGAGCGUCCUCCCCUGGUGGCUGUAUUGGCUGUGCUGCAGUGCACUCUGCUGCUGGCUGCAGAUCUGCUUUCGCCAGCCCUGUCGCCUGUGGUGCCUGUCACCCUGCAGGUUCUCUCCCUGUGCUGGGGUCUGGGUCUCUGUCUAGGAUUCCUCUUCUAUCUGUUUCCACAUAUACGAUGCCCUCCCAUUCCUCACCCUGGAAUCGCCGACGAAGCCAGGAGAAAGGGUUGGACGGGGAGCAGGAGGGAACGGGUGAUUUUUGGAAAGGUGCUGGCAGUUUGUGCCGUUGUUGGAGCGCUGUGCUGUGGGCUACAUAUUCAUGCCACCCUUUGGCUCUAUGGACUUCUAGGGGACUGGAUGAGCUUCAAUUGGGGCUGGUGGCUAGUUCAUUUCUGGGACAGACUCCUGGAGCUGACCUGGGGAUUAUGCCUCCUUUUCUUGGCUUCAUGGGUGUUCUGGAGGCCUCAGUGUUGCAGAGGAAGCGAUGACGGGAGAGCAGGAGAUGGAAGAACAGCAGGAGACAUGCCAUCCCCUGGCCAAUCUGGAGGCUCCUCUCAUAGGCACACGUGCUGGUCAAAGAUAGUUCAGAGUCUGACAGGGAAACCUUGCAGAAAAUCUGAUAGUAGCGGAGUUGGAGGAGGAGGUCAAGCAGAGAUGCCAAACAAUUGGGCUGGCCAAGAACGUUCUGGAGUUGACAUCACAAAGAGUCUUAUCAGGAACCAUAAUCAUGAUCAAACAGCUGCCCAACCGCAGUGCGUCAAAGACAGCAACCGAGUAUGCAACCACAGGGGCACUUCUGCAGAGCGUGGUAUAUCUGACGGCUCAGCAGGUUCACUGCUCAGACUCCAGGCACUAGGACUGACACCACAGCGCUCAGUCAGUGGAAGUCUGGAUCCGGAUAGGGACACGUCUCUCUCUAUGUGUGAGUUUGAUCUCCGGCCCCCAUCUCCCAUUAACCUCACCCGCAGCAUCGAUGAAGCGCUGCACCGAGAGCACCUGCUCGAAGGUGGUAGCUUGUUCCAUUCUUUUAACCAAAAUUCGCAAUCCCUCUCCCCUGGAUCAGGAGUCAGUCCGGGGCCUUGGCUGCGCAGGAACAGUGACCCUCAGUUUUCUGAGAGCAGUGAGGCGCCUACUGAGUCCUCCAUGCCUCUGGGGGGCAGCAUUCUCAGCAGUGUGCCCAGCAGGCAGGUGACUGCUCCACCCACACCGUCCCACCAGGGUCACAGGUGGGCCGGUAACGAGGCAGGAAACGUCCCCUCGUCGGUGUCCUGCCCCGUCUCACUUCACCCCUCUAGAACAUCAACGGGACAUCUGGGGGAGGAUGGAGUUGAUGACACACGACCUUUCAUCACACCAGACUCUGACCGGGGUCGGGGGAGGGCUGCAAGGCCCGUCGGUUCACGCAGUUACCUGGAGGUCAGCCGACAUGACGACUCUGCCAGUGUGAGCAGUGAAAUUAUUGACUUAUGAACCAAGUCUUACACAUGAGAACCAAGGACCUGCACACAUCAAAAUUUGUCAGCUACAAAGAAAAACAAUCAUUUGAAUUGUAACUAUAAAACAUCCAUCCAUGCAUCCAAUUUCUCUAGUGCUUGUUCUCACUUGGGUAACUGGUGAACUGGAGGCUAUCCCAGCUGGUUGGUCGCCAGCCAUUUGCAAGGGAUAUAUAAAAAAAACAAGCAUUCACACUCACACCUAUAGGCAAUUUAGAGUCUUCAAUAAACCGAAAGUAUGUUUGUAGAAUGUGGGCGAAAACCCACAUCAACACGGGAAGACCAAAAAAAGUCUACAUAGGAAGGCUGGAGCAGAGAUUCAAACCCCGGACCUCAGAACUGUGAGGCAGAGUUGCUAACCACUAGCUCACCGUGCUAUCAAACUAUAAAAGAGAGUCACCUACAGCGGUGCCGUGAAAUACAAAUGUAAUUUGUUCCGUGACUAUGCUCGUAUCUCAAAACAGAUAUCUCAGAUAUCAAAUCUUUCCCCAUUGAAAUGGAUAGAAAUGCAUUUAAUCUGUUCCAGCCCCCACAGAAAACACCCAAAAUUUCUUCUGGCCAUGUCUUUUCAUCAGAAAAAUUGCAUUCAACAGUAUUGUACUAUAUAAAAACACACAGUAGGCCUCAUAACAUUUGCUCUCCACAUAACCUGAAAACACAGAAAAUGCAAGCACAAAACACAACUUUUCCCUUUUCUUCUUUCUUCUUCUUCUGUGGAGUCUAUUGGGACUUAGCAAACCACAUUACAGCCACCAAAUGACAUUGUCCUUCCAUUGCAAGGAAACCAAACACAGGUGUGUGUGUGUGCAUGUGUAUGUAUAUGUAUGUGUAUAUAUAUAUAUAUAUAUAUAUAUAUAUAUAUAUAUAUAUAUAUAUAUAUAUAUAUAUAUACACACAUGCAUACAUACACACAUAUACAUACACACACAUGAGGACAGGCCCAUAACAGAGCCGUUAGGAACCACCCCUGGGGCCUUGCCACCGAGGAGCUUUUUAACCACCUUGCCCAGAGAUAGGAGAACCCACCUCAGAGACCCCAGACUCUGCUUCCUCAUGGGAAGGCGUGUCGGUGGAAUUGAGGAGGUUUUCGAAGUAUUCUCCCCACCGCCUCACAACGUCCCGAAUCGAAGUCAGCAGUGCCCCAUCCUCACUAUACACAGUGUUGAUGGUGCACUGCUUCCCCCUCUUGAGCCGCCGGAUGAUGAACCAGAAUUUCCUCGAAGCCAUUUGGAACUCCUCACCGAACUCCUCCCACGUCCGAGUUUUUGCCUCACCGACCACCAAAGCUGAAUUCCGCUUGGCCAGCCGGUAUCCAUCAGCUGCCUCAGGAGUCCCACAGGCCAAAAAGGCCCGAUAGGACUCCUUCUUCAGCUCGACGGCAGCCCUCACCGCUGGUGUCCACCAACGGGUUUGGGGAUUUCCGCCACGACUGGCACCAACUACCUUACGGCCACAGCUCCGGUCGGCCGCCUCGGCAAUGGAGGCGCGGAACAUGGUCCACUCUGACUCAAUAUCCCCCGCCUCCCCCGAGACGUGGGUAAAGUUCUGGCAGAGGUGGGAGUUGAAACACCUUCAGACAGGGGAUUCUGCCAGACAUUCCCAGCAGACCCUCACAAUACGUUUGGGCCUGCCAGGUCAGAUCGGCAUCUUCCCCCACCAUCGGAGCCAACUCACUACCAGGUGGUGAUCAGUUGACAGCUCCGCCCCUCUCUUCACCCGGGUGUCCAAGACAUGCUGCUGAAAGUCCGAUGACAUGACCACAAAGUCGAUCAUCGAACUGCGACCUAAGAUGUCCUGUUGCCAAGUGCACGUAUGGACACCCUUAUGCUUGAACAUGGUGUUCGUUAUGGACAAUCCGUAGUGAGCACAGAAGUCCAAUAACAGAACACCACUCUGGUUCUGAUCGGGGGGGGGGGGGGGGGCUGUUCCUCCCAAUCACGCGCUUCCAGGUCUCACAGACAUUGCCCACGUGAGCAUUGAAGUCCCCCAGCAGAACGAUGGAGUACCCAGCAUGAGCGCUCCCCAACACCCCCUCCAAGGACUCCAAAAAGGGUGGGUACUCUGAACUGGUGUUUGGUGCAUAGGCAUGUGGGGGUCUGUUGGGUCAUAAAACCAGUCAGUAUCUGGUGUGGUUUGGUGCAUAGGCACAAACACCAGUCAGGACCCGUCCUCCCACCCGAAGGCGGAGGGAGGCUACCCUCUCGUCCACCGGGGUGAACCCCAAUGUACACGCGCCGAGUAUACCCGCACCUGCUCAGCGCCUCUCACCAUGGGCAACUCCAGAGUGGAAGAGCGUCCAACCCCUCUCAAGAGGACUGGUAGCAGAGCCCAAGCCGUGUGUGGAGGCGAGCCCGACUAUAUCUAGUCGGAACUUCUCAACCUCACACACCUGCUCAGGCUCCUUCCCUGCCAGAGAGGUGACAUGCCAGGCCCAUAGAACCAGUUUCUAUAGCCGGGGAUCGGAUCGCCAAGGUCCCCGCCUUCAGCCACCGCCCAGCUCACACUGCACCCGACCCCUAGGCCCCCUUCCACAGGCGGUGAGCCCACGGGAAGGGGGACUAACGUUACCCUUUCUGACUGUGCCCGGCCACCAGGCACUGUCCUUCGAGCAGCACCUCCAGGCCUGGCUCCAGAGGGGGGCCCCGGUGACCCACGUCCGGGCAAGGGAAACUUAUGUCCAUUUAUUUUGUUCGUCAUAGGGGGUUUUGGAGCCGUGCUUUGUCUGGUCCCUCACCUAGGACCUGUUUGCCAUGGGUGACCCUACCAGGGGUGUGAAGCCCCAGACAACUUAGCUCCUAGGAUCAUUGGGACACACAAACCCCUCCACCACGAUAAGGUUACGGCUCAAGGAGGGGGAUAUAUAUAUAUAACAAAAACAAUAUAAAAACAACACUUUUGUUUUUGCUCCCAUUUUUCAUGGGCUAGACUCUAAGAUCCAAAACUUUUUCUACAUACACAAAAGGCCAUUUCCCUCAAAUAUUGUUCACAAACCUGUCUAAAUCUGUGUUAGUGAGCAUUUCUCCUUUGUCGAGAUAAUCCAUCCAACCUCACAGGUGUGGCAUAUCAAGAUGCUGAUUAGACAGCAUGAUUAUUGCACAAGUGUACCUUAGGCUGGCAGCAAUAAAAGGCCACUCUGAAAUUUGCAGUUUUGCUUUAUUGUGGGGGUCUGUUGGGUCAUAAAACCAGUCAGUAUCUGGUGUGACCACCAUUUGCCUCACGCAGUGCAACACAUCUCCUUCGCAUAGAGUUGAUCAGGUUGUUGAUUGUGGCCUGUGGAAUUUUGGUCCACUCCUGUUCAAUGGAUGUGCGAAGUUGCUGGAUAUUGGCAGGAACUCAAUCGAAAGGGUUUUUUUGCUGACUGUGCCAUAUUGUUAUUUUGAUGGAAGGCCUUUCUCAGCUGCGCUAAGGAUUGAAAUAACACGCAGGUCUUGCAAAAGCAGUUAGAUUUCCUUUUUAUUUUGCUGGAUAUUGGCAGGAACUGAAGUCGUUUACAAUGACGAACUCCAGUCAGGUCGAGACACCGAUGAGGACGACGAGCAUGCAGAUGAGCUUCCCUGAGACAGUUUCUGACAGUUUGUGCAGAGAUUCUUUGGUUAUGCAAACCGAUUGUUGCAGCAGCUGUCCGGGUGGCUGGUCUCAAACGAUCUUGGAGGUGAACAUGCUGGAUGUGGAGGUCCUGUGCUGGUGUGGUUACACGUGGUCUGCGGUUGUGAGGCCGGUUGGAUGUACUGCCAAAAUGUCUGAAAUGCCUUUGGAGACGGCUUAUGGGAGAGAAAUGAACAUUCAAUUCACGGGCAACAGCUCUGGUGGACAUUCCUGCAGUCAGCAUGCCAAUUGCACACUCCCUCAGAACUUGUGACAUCUGUGGCAUUGUGCUGUGUGAUAAAACUGCACAUUUCAGAGUGGCCUUUUAUUGUGGCCAGCCUAUGGCACACCUGUGUAAUAAUCAUGCUGUCUAAUCAGCGUCUUGAUAUGCCACACCUGUGAGGUGGGAUGGAUUAUCUCGCCAAAGGGGAAAUGCUCACUAACACAGAUUUAGACAGAUUUAUGAAGAAAAAUGGGAGCAAAAACAAAAGGGUUGCAUUUAUAUUUUUUCCUGUAUGGAACAUGCAUACUUUCCACUCCUAAGAAUGGUUCCUCAGUGGGUCUCUACUGAUUUGUAAUGCGUGGCUCAUUAAGCUUCCAAUUGAAAUAGAUUUAGAUCAUCUAAUCGUUGUCUGGAAACAUUGCUAAAUAUAAUUGUUACGGAUGGAAGACAAGCUGUGCUCUUGUAGGUCCCCUAGCUUUUACCUCUGUGUGCAUAUCAACAAUAGUCAUUUCAUUUCAUAUGGACCUGGGAAUUUUCAUUUCAAUUUUCCUUUGUCAUGUAAAAUGUGCCAUAUAUUAUUUUGCUUUGUUCUGUGCUGGUAAUCGUUCUGUAAACCCACAGCCUAUCAUCUUGAACAUGGUGACUCAACUAUUUUUAAGCUCUUAAUAUGCUACCGCUCUCCUGGCUGCUUUGGAACUGACAACAUAUAGAAGUAGUAAACAACUACCACAGUUGCAUCUGCUAUAACAGGUAGAACAGGCAGUACAUGCUUACAUGCUAAUUGUAGACUAUUAUCAUUACUGGGUGAUGUCAAUGCCGGUGAUUGCAUUUUAGGUUAGGAAUAUUGAAUUUCAACCUGACACAGGUUUCCAGGACGGAACCAGUCAAAAAUAUAAAAUAAUAAUCUGGUUUGCCAUGAACCCACUAACGCAGCACUUCAUUUUUCAUCAAAGCACUAGACUGAAGUAUUUUACUACUCAAGAUAAAAGUAUCUUUUGAAUAUAUUAUAUAGAUGCAGCAAUGUAAAUAUUAUUAUUAUUUUUGUUAAAUAAAGAUAUAUUUGAAACAUAGUCAUAUUUGUCACUGUGAAAGACAAUCGAAAGUGUUUUUUGCUGACUGCGCUGUAUUGUUAUUUUGAUAGAAGGACCUUCUCAGCUGCGCUAAGGAUUGAAAUAUCAAGCAGGUAUUGCAAAAAUACUUAGAUUUCCUUUUUAUUUUGCUGGAUGAAAACCAAGUAUUUUUAAUUGAAAAUACUCAAAAGUGUACAGAAAGGAGCUUGAUUGACCAUGUACAAUUGGGAUGUUGCAACAAAAAACAUACAUAAAAUAAAUAUAUGUUUUAGUUUAUUGGAAUAUUAUCAUUUCAGGGAUGAUUUCCGGAAAUGGCCAAUGCCUUUAUUCACGUAACAGAUCAUGACAAGCUGACAUCCAGUUCUUCCAGUGAUGCUUAAAUUGUUUAGUCUUUUUAGUCCAAGGGUCUUGUGUUGUGGUCUACAUUCCAAUGGGUUUUUAAGAUGUUGCUGUCUUGCUGUUUGCUGUUCUUUUUCUUCCAGACUAGAGUGGAAGCAUUAAAUGUAUUCAGUGUUGCCCACUCUGAAAAGCAUAUGUGCCAUAGAAAAUUAAUCCAUGUGCCCGCCCCAGUGUGUAGUUACAUUGCAGACAUUCAGUAUUAGAUCUGUUUAUUUGGACUAUCUAUCAUUUGUUCUUUCAUUUCGUGGAAUUUCAUGUCUAGAUUCAAAUAAAAAUUACAACAUGAAAUGAUCACAA
Molecule: messenger RNA, 8988 nt
Organism: Phyllopteryx taeniolatus (common seadragon)
Lineage: Eukaryota; Metazoa; Chordata; Actinopteri; Syngnathiformes; Syngnathidae
Product: proline-rich transmembrane protein 3
Exons: 4
Coding region: 374-3391 (1005 amino acids)
Source: RefSeq, a predicted model, not a curated record